Ogataea haglerorum is the source of this 1017-nucleotide messenger RNA. RefSeq lists its product as uncharacterized. NCBI's taxonomy places the organism in Eukaryota, Fungi, Ascomycota, Pichiomycetes, Pichiales, Pichiaceae. The transcript has 2 exons. The record is from RefSeq and is a predicted model, not a curated record. The coding region runs from base 1 to 1017 and encodes 338 amino acids.
AUGGCCACCUACUACCCGGUCUUCCAGGUGUUCAAGUUCAACCACUGGUUCCGCAGUCUGGCGCUGCUGUCGGAGAGCAACGACGGGCUGAGCAAGCACCUCGGCUUUCUGCGCACGAUGCGCUCGCUCACGGCCGACAACGACGUGCUGCUCAACGAGUACAGGUACAUGAUCCGCAAGGGCGAGUCGUUCAUCAAGGCCAACAAGGAGCGGUUUGCGCGGCUCAAGGGCGACAGCCGCGCCGCCGACCUCGCGGCGAUCGACGCGAUGGAGCAGGACUUUGUGGCCCGGCACAAGGCGGCCCCGGUCGGCGCUGCGCGGCGCGGCGCAGCGGCCCGUGUCGCUGGUCCCGCCGACGUUUUCCGUCGACAACUGGCGCCGGUACCUGUUCAAGGUGCUGCUCGAGUACCGGUCGCGGGGCGCGCAACUGCGGAUGCGGACGGGCAAGUCGCCGCGGCUCGCUGCCGAGUGCGACAUGCUGGCCGAGUACGUCGACGAGCUGCAGCCGGACAUCGAGGCGAUCCGCGAGUGGCUGGGGCUCAAGACGUACAACGAGGGCUGCAUCGAGGCGAUCGAGCGGCUGUCGUACCUGGACUCGGUCGAAUCGAUGAUGGUGGACGUGGCGCAGAUGGUGGAGCGGUGUCUGUACGCGAUGUUUGUCGUGGCGGAGGACCCGAAGCGGACGGUGAACCUGGUCUUUGCGCAGUCGGCGAAUCACCGCAGAGAAAACUCGACGGCCAUCUCGUUCCUGUCGGACUCGGUGCUCGUGCUCAGCAAGCUCCACAGCGGCAAGAUGCGGCUGGCAGAGUACUUCAGGAUGAGUCUGGGCGUGCUGAUUUGCGAGACGCCGGAAUUUCUGCGGUGCGAAGCCGAGUCGCUGCUGGCGCAGACGGCCCAGAUCGACAAGGCGUUCAUCCAGCGGUUUGUGGAGUUCGUCAAGGACUGCAUGGUGUUUGGGAUGAACAGCUGUGUGAAGAGCUGUCUGCGGUUUAUCGGCAGCAACAUCGUGGAGUUUGA